Nannizzia gypsea CBS 118893 is the source of this 1098-nucleotide messenger RNA. RefSeq lists its product as hypothetical. The coding region runs from base 1 to 1098 and encodes 365 amino acids. The transcript has 2 exons. NCBI's taxonomy places the organism in Eukaryota, Fungi, Ascomycota, Eurotiomycetes, Onygenales, Arthrodermataceae. The record is from RefSeq and is a predicted model, not a curated record.
AUGGAAAGGCCCAUGCGGGAGCCUCCAUUCGAUAAGUGCGUUUUCGAUAGGCUCAAGAAAGAGUCAAUAUCCGACGCAGAAAAUCAACCUUCCCUUACAGGUCAAGUGACUGCAAGGGCUGGCCCUGAAACAGCUCGGCCAUCGUCGAAAGACCCAAUACAAUGGACAUCAACAAGUUCUACAUCGCGUUCUUUGUUCCGAGGCACUUCUCCUUUCGAACCUCUCCUCCCGGCGUCGUACCGCGUUAGCGACGCAAAGGGUAAACCAUGUAUUGUUACAGCUAGCGUCGAAUAUAUCUAUGGUGACCUGAGCGUCAAACGACUUAACGACGUUGAUGACUGGCUAUGGCUUGCCGGGAGGCCAAUGCCUCCGCGACCUCUAAGCUACCAGUUAGCCUGCUCUCGCAAUAUCAUCAUCAACGAGCAGGCAGAUCUGCACCUAGUUUGGACCGCCCCCGGAGGAAUUUUUCUGAAACCUAUUCCCCGCUACCUUUUGGAUUACCAAUUUUGGAAAGAUAACAUUGUUUACGAUAUCGAUCUUUAUAAAUGCGCGUUUGGUUUUUUACUCUCCUAUGUCGCACUAAUUCAGUAUGAGAGUGACUUUCAUAUUGCCAAGGACAAGCAUCUGGUACCGGAAAACUUAACUUGGGACUCGUGGACAGGAUUUGUCAGUGAGCUCCUGAGAAAGAAGAGCGAUGAAACUAUCAACAAGCGGUACCACUACGGCGAACUCCGGCUCUCCCGAUUAAAUAAAAUUUAUUGGGCACGAUGCUAUUUAAGGGGCUAUCGUUUACCAUACCAAAGUUAUGGGGAAAUGUUUAAUGCAAACAUAGCUCCAGUUGCCGGAACCACUGUGUAUAUUGCAUUGGUAUUGACAGCAAUGCAAGUUGGGCUAGCUACUCAUAAUUUGAGUGAUAGCACUGUCUUCCAUACUGUAUCGUAUGGGUUCGCACUAUUUUCCAUUCUCGCUCCUCUAUUUUUGGUUUUCCUCGUUUAUUUUGUACUUUCAAUGUUUGUUAUCUAUAAUUUCAUCGCCACUAUAAUUUUCCAAAAAAGAUUAAAGGGAGGCGAUCAGAAUGGAAUGGAAAACAAAAUCUGA